AUGGCCUCCACUCUUCGAUGCAGCUCUAAGCUGCGCAUGGCGACCCGUGUCCCUGCUGCUCGUGCUCUCUCGACCACUGCUCGCCUUCGCGCAGCCGAGAAGCCUUUCUUCCCCAACGAGCCUACUGCCCCCUCCAUCUCGACCGCUAUUCCUGGCCCCAAGAACAAGGCGGCUGCCGCGGAGCUCGAUGAGGUCUUUGAUGUGCGCAGCUUGAACAUGCUGACUGACUACUCUCAAUCCGUUGGUAACUACAUUGCCGAUCUCGAUGGCAACAAGCUGCUUGAUGUCUAUGCCCAGAUUGCCUCCAUCCCUGUUGGAUACAACAAUCCCAGCCUGCUGGAGGCUACCAAGUCACCGGAGAUGACCAACGCGCUCAUUAACCGUCCUGCCCUUGGUAACUUCCCCUCGGCUGACUGGUCCCACAUCCUGAAGACUGGUAUCCUGCGUGCUGCUCCCAAGGGUCUGAACCAGGUUUUCACUGCUAUGGCUGGUUCCGAUGCCAACGAGACUGCAUACAAGGCUGCUUUCAUGUACUACCGUCAGUUGCAGCGCGGUGGUCCCGAGGUUGAGUUCACCGAGGAGGAGCUCCUGUCCACCAUGAACAACCAGGGUCCUGGAUCUCCCCAGCUCUCUAUCCUGUCCUUCAAGUCUGCCUUCCACGGUCGUCUCUUCGGAUCUCUGUCCACCACUCGCAGCAAGCCCAUCCACAAGCUGGAUAUCCCCGCUUUCGACUGGCCCCAGGCUUCUUUCCCUCAGCUGAAAUACCCUCUUGAGGACCAUGUCCAGGAGAACGCCCUGGAGGAGCAGCGCUGCCUGCAGGAGGUUGAGCGUCUGAUCAAGGAGUUCCACCAUCCCGUCGCUGCUGUUAUGGUUGAGCCCAUCCAGUCCGAGGGUGGUGACAACCACGCCUCCCCCGCCUUCUUCCGUGGUCUCCGCGAGAUCACCAAGCGUACCAACGUCCUCUUCAUCGUCGACGAGGUGCAGACUGGUGUUGGUGCCACUGGUAAGUUCUGGGCUCACGACCACUGGAACUUGGAGACUCCUCCCGAUAUGGUCACCUUCUCCAAGAAGGCCCAGACCGCUGGUUACUACUUCGGUAACCCUGCCCUGCGCCCCAACAAGCCUUACCGCCAGUUCAACACCUGGAUGGGUGACCCAGCCCGUGCUCUGAUCUUCCGUGCUAUCAUCGAUGAAGUUGAGCGUCUUGGACUUGUCGAGCACACCCGUGUUACUGGUGACUACCUGUUCGCUGGCCUCGAGCGCCUCGCCCAGAAGUACCCCGAGCACUUCCAGAACCUGCGUGGUAAGGGUCAGGGUACCUUCAUUGCUUGGGACACCCCCAAGCGUGAUGAGGUCCUCGCUAAGGCCAAGACCAUUGGUAUUAACAUUGGUGGCAGUGGUGCCCAGGCUGUCCGCCUGCGUCCCAUGCUGGUCUUCCAGAAGCACCACGCUGAUAUCCUCCUGGAGAGCCUCGAGAAGCUUGUCAAGCUUGUCUAA
Messenger RNA from Penicillium malachiteum, 1497 nucleotides. RefSeq names its product 4-aminobutyrate transaminase gatA (gene gatA). Gene Ontology annotation, molecular function: pyridoxal phosphate binding. The transcript has 2 exons. The coding region runs from base 1 to 1497 and encodes 498 amino acids. Gene Ontology annotation, cellular component: mitochondrion. The record is from RefSeq and is a predicted model, not a curated record. Gene Ontology annotation, biological process: GABA catabolic process. Lineage: Eukaryota; Fungi; Ascomycota; Eurotiomycetes; Eurotiales; Aspergillaceae.